UCUCUCUCUCUCUCUCUCUCUCUCUCUGAUUCCGCUGAGUUGCAUGCACGUUUCCAUGAAAACCAUGAUGGAGAAGCGUUGGACCUGGCACGAAGAGGGGGGGAGGGAGAGAGAGAGAUUGAUGCAUAAUUGGUUGGUCCCUUCAUAUGAUCUGUAUUGCCCAUUUCUUUUGUUGAUUGGGUGCUUCAUCUGGGCUUAUAUCAACCAAACUUGGGGUUCAAGAGCCAUUUUGGGAUCUGAUUUUGGGGGAAAGGUGGUAUUUUGGGGUGUUUUCAUUAGCCAAGUUUUGAUUUUGAUGGAUCAAAUGUUGGGUAUUUGGGCAUUGAUGGAUUGGGUGGUCGUUUUCUAUUACGAAAUGGUGUAAAAAUUGGGUUUUUGUUUGUGUAGUGGUUCUUUAUUUUGGAUAGAGGAAUUUUUUGCACUCCAGGUGUUUGCUUAUUUGCCCCUUCCAACUAAUUGUUGUUGUAAUGAGUGUUAGGAGAUGUGGGUUCCUCAACUUAGUGCAUAGAGAUUGGAUUUUGAUUGCUAAUCUAAGCAAUAGAGGCAUUGGUAGUUUCAUUCUUUAGUUGGUAAUUGAUUGUGGUAUGCUUUGAAAAGGAACAAAUUUGGGUCUUCUCUAGUGGAGAGAAGUUGAGGUUCAUGCAGUUUUGAGUUCUCUUUGAGAAUUUAGGUGCUAAUCUUGUGUGUGUAUUAGUUGAAGGGAAGGAGAUGGCCUCUGCGCUGCCUCCCGAUUCUUCUUCUUCUUCUUCUCCGCCUCCGCCCCCCGACUCUUCCUCUUCUUCGUCCUCUCCGCCUCCUGAUUCCUCUUCUUCUUCGUCCCCUCCGCCCCCCAAUUCUUCUCCUUCGUCCCCUCCGCCCCCCGAUUCUUCAUCUCUUCUGCCUCCUUUGACCUCUCCUCUAUCGACGGUGGUCUCACCGCCGCCACCGGAUUUGAAUUCCCCUCCACCUAUCGCCGCUUCUCCGCCGCCGCUCGUAGUACCGCCGCCGCCGCCUUCUUCUAGUCCCCCUCCUCCUACCACAUUGUCUUCUCCGCCACCUUCUUCAUCUCCUCCGCCACCUUCCGACGCCACCCCACCACCACCGAUAGUUUCGGCGCCCCCGCCAAUUAUUGCAUCCCCUCCGACACCUUCGGAUCUCCAAUCACCACCGCCGCCGCCGCCGCUGCCGCCACCGGCCACAAGUUUGCCUCCGCCACAAUCCUCUCCUUCACCUCCUUCUAUCCCCUCGCCGCCGCCCCCUUCGCUCCCUCCUCCCCCGCCAAUUUCAACCAACUCGUCCGUGCCGUCCAAGCUUUCUCCUCCUGGUUUACUAUAUCCUCCUCCUCGUCCUCCUCCUCCCAGUGAUCCGGCAACUGCAACUAACCCAAGUUCGAACAAGCCGUCGAAUUCAAAUGUCGAUUCCGGAGGGAGCAGCCCCUCGAGUGGCGGGCUUAGUCCCGGAGCUUCUGCAUCUAUUGCCGUCGUGAUGUGUUUUCUCAUACUUAGUUUGGUAGGAGUGGCUGUGUGGUUUGUGAAGAAGCGGAGAAAGCCAAAUGACGGUUAUCAUCCAGGGUUCGUGACGCCUUCGCCUUAUGCUUCCUCAGACAUGUCGGGGUAUUCGAAAGGAGAAACACCACUUCGAUCCCCCUCGGUUGGAUACAGCAACUACAGCAUCGGAAGUAGAGGAUUCGGUAGUCAACGUAUCCAGUCGUCGGUGACCGACCUAAGCGUGGGCAAUACAAAGUGCUUUCCCUACGAGGAGUUGUAUCAGAUAACCAAUGGCUUAUCGCGCCAGAACCUCUUAGGGGAAGGCGGUUUUGGCUGUGUGUUCAAGGGUUGCUUAUCCGACGGGAGAGAGGUGGCCGUGAAGCAGCUAAAAGAUGGAGGUGGACAAGGGGAGCGCGAGUUCCAAGCCGAGGUUGAGAUCAUAAGCCGUGUACACCACCGGCACUUGGUAUCUCUUGUAGGGUAUUGCAUAGCCGAGAACCAGAGAUUGCUCGUCUAUGACUACGUGCCUAAUAACACGCUUCAUUAUCAUCUUUACGCGCCAGGAAGGCCGGUGAUGGGAUGGGGAAUUAGGGUUAAGGUUGCGGCAGGCUCAGCGCGCGGAAUAGCUUAUCUACAUGAGGAUUGUCACCCACGGAUUAUUCACAGGGACAUAAAGUCCUCCAAUAUUUUACUGGAUAAUAACUUUGAAGCUCAGGUAGCUGAUUUUGGGCUUGCGAGGUUGGCCGAUACUAAUGUCACGCACAUAUCUACGCGCGUGAUGGGGACGUUUGGGUACUUGGCUCCGGAGUAUGCGUCGUCUGGGAAACUGACGGAAAGAUCCGAUGUAUUUUCUUUCGGAGUUGUGCUCUUAGAGCUUAUUACUGGACGGAAACCCGUUGACGCAUCCCGUCCUUUGGGUGAUGAGAGCCUUGUUGAGUGGGCAAGGCCGCUACUGAACGAAGCACUCGAGAGCGGAAAAUUCGAAGAGUUAGUCGACCCGAGGCUUCAAAAGAACUACAACGAAGUCGAGAUGUUCCGCAUGAUCGAAGCGGCCGCGGCGUGCAUUCGCCAUUCGGCUUCGAGGAGGCCCAAAAUGAGCCAAGUGGUGAGGGUUCUCGACAGCUUAGUCGAAGUCGAUAUAAACAACGGCGUUCAGCCCGGGAAGAGCGAGAUGUUCAACGUCGCGAACACGGCUGACAUCAGAAUGUUUCAGCGGAUUGCGUUCGGUAGCCAGGAGUUCAGCUCGGAUUACAGCCAAUCUAGCCUGGCAGCGAGUCGAAGAGAAUUUUGAACAUGCUUGUAUUUGUUUUUCGCGCCUUUUGUGUUAUUGGUCUUUGUCUUUGUCAAGAGAAAAGAAAAAAAAAACAGAGGAUUAUAUACGGGUCUUUAAUUUCGUGAUUCCUGUUUUUGUGGAAUUUUUUUUAUGUCAUUUUCAAGUAAAUUGAAGUGCUACAAACUUGGCAUAUAAA
Messenger RNA from Ananas comosus (pineapple), 2935 nucleotides. Its product is annotated as proline-rich receptor-like protein kinase PERK8. Lineage: Eukaryota; Viridiplantae; Streptophyta; Magnoliopsida; Poales; Bromeliaceae. The transcript has 8 exons. Gene Ontology annotation, molecular function: protein kinase activity; ATP binding. Gene Ontology annotation, biological process: protein phosphorylation. Bases 709 to 2757 code for a protein of 682 amino acids. The record is from RefSeq and is a predicted model, not a curated record.